ACAAGGAACAAUGACUAUCACUACAUCAACUUCCCACAAGAAAGCAAGGACACUGUUCAUAGAAAGGAUACCACUCGUUCUCUUAUUGUUGACAAUUAACAAGACUUCGUCUGUCAGAAUCUGCAAUUCCUCCUCCGAAAACUGUAAGUAUAUUGAUACUUGAAAAAAACUGAUAGCGUUGAAAAAAUUUCUAAAAUUUCAUACUUCCGUUACUUAGGGCAAUCCCGGAUUGGUAUACUUAUUUCUCCAACUAUUUCAAGAUCGAAGAUUCGGGAGAUAGAGAUAUACUGGAACAAUGUAAAUAUCAUGCCCGGAGAUAAACUUUCACUCUUCGAACAAGAUUCUACAGGUGUUCAUCGUGAAAUUUAUACAGUCACUCCAAAUAGUCGCAGUGGUUUUCAAAAAACAGGAGUACUAGCCGAAUACGUACCCAGCUCGAAUCUUUCGUUCGUGGAGAAAUGCAUAAAGUAUGAAGUAGCAUGGUUGACAGACAAAAAAGUUAAAAAAAUGGAGUGUCUCAAGACCCAGCCAAAUUGGAUGAAAGAAAGGAAAAAUAUCCUUGGUCCUUUAAAAAUAAAACAAAUAUUUCUGCCUGGAACUCACGAUUCUGCAAUAUAUGAUGAGAAUGGCAAGAGAAGAAGUAUUAUUUCAGACUUGGCUAUAACACAGGAUUUAGACAUCCUAGGACAAUUAAUACACGGCGUACGGUAUUUAGAUAUCAGAGUAGGACAUUAUCCCGAUACCAAAGAAAUAUGGUGGACCAAUCAUGGGCCAUUUUACCGUUCAGUUUCGUUAAAAACUGUUAUAGAUCAAGUGAAAAAGUUUCUCGAUAAUACCGAAGAAAUCGUAAUAAUGGAUAUCCGUGAAUUUCCUAUUGGUUUCGAUAAAAUAUCAGAUCAUCACAAGUUAGUCUCGUAUCUGGAAAAUGAAUUUCGAAAUUAUUUUUUGCCAAAUAAUUAUGGAUGGAAUAUCACGUUGAAUGAGAUCUGGUCUUUUGGGAAACGAUUGAUAAUUGGUUAUGAAAAUAUGGAGAUCGUGAAUAGUCGUACUAACAUGUGGCCUUGCGUAUUGCAUCAAUGGGGAGACGUUAAAAGUACCGAGCAACUGUAUCAGCAUUUGUAUAAAAUUGAAACUAGUAAUAGGAAUGGUACAAUGAUACCUCGAUCAGCAAUGGCAGAAUUGACCUCAGAUUUGAAAAAUAUUCUUUUUAACAGAUUAAGAAAUCUUCGAGAAAUGGCGCAUAAAGUUAAUUUAAAUGUAACUAACUGGUACAGCACUAUUUGGCAAUAUACAGCCAAUAUCGUUGCCACUCAUCAAACACAAGACAAACAGACAAUUGAAACAUAUCCAAUUAAUUUAAUUAAUUGUCCAAAUAAUAAAAAGUGCACGUUUGUUGAACAUUGUCCUGUCAUUUCGAAUUUAAUGAGCUACAAUCUCCUUCCGAUUCAUAGAUUUCGUCAAGCAAUUUGUGGAUACGAGAGCAUAAGACCAAAAGUAUGUUGCAACAUGGAUAGCAAUAUGAUGAACUCAUUUUUCACAGAAAAAGAUGCAUCUUUUACGAGACCGAAUUUGAUUUCAGACUGUGGUAAAAGCUUUGUUCAUGGUGAUAUUAAUUCUAUAGGAAUGUAUCCUUUUGUUGCUAGAAUUGGAUUUAAAAGUAACACAGGAGAAAUAAAAUAUCCUUGUAAUGGUGUGAUCUUGAAUCAGUACAUGAUAUUAACUACUGCCAGUUGCGCUCUUGCAAAAUCUAGUAAUUAUCAAUUGAAUUCUGUGCUUGUUGGUGAAUUCAACAUUGAUACUGAUCCUGAUUGCACUUCACAAAAAAUUGAUAUAUCUUACAUAAUAAAACAUCCUCAUUAUCAAGCUGAUACUUUUACAAAUAAUAUAGCGAUGUUACGUUUAAAAAAAUCAAUACAAUAUACUGUAACGGCGCAACCUAUAUGUCUCUUAUCACAGAAUGAACAUAUAAAUACAGGAAUGAAUUCUAUUCUUGUUGGAUGGGGUAAGUUGGAACGUCAAAGAGAAUCUGAUAAACAACAGUUUCUGAAAAUGAGAAUUAUAUCAACUGAAGAAUGCAUGAAAUAUUAUAACCAAGGACUAGCUACUGAACUGUGCACAAUAGGAAAUGAUGUGCCAUGUUCAGGAUAUAAUGGAAGUCCCCUUUUAUUCAAACAAGGAAAUACAUAUUUUUUGUUAGGCAUUUUAUCAUACGGUUCCAACUGUGACAUGAAUCACAACUUUCCAUCAGUCUUUGUAAAUGUACAGAAAUACACAACAUGGAUUCUAGAAAAUUGU
Messenger RNA from Heterotrigona itama, 2295 nucleotides. The record is from the annotation of a GenBank genome assembly. Lineage: Eukaryota; Metazoa; Arthropoda; Insecta; Hymenoptera; Apidae.